This is a messenger RNA of Setaria italica (foxtail millet), 5210 nucleotides long. Its product is annotated as ABC transporter C family member 10. The transcript is spliced from 14 exons. Gene Ontology annotation, molecular function: ABC-type transporter activity; ATP binding; ATP hydrolysis activity. The record is from RefSeq and is a predicted model, not a curated record. Gene Ontology annotation, biological process: transmembrane transport. Lineage: Eukaryota; Viridiplantae; Streptophyta; Magnoliopsida; Poales; Poaceae. Gene Ontology annotation, cellular component: vacuolar membrane; plant-type vacuole. Bases 405 to 4862 code for a protein of 1485 amino acids.
UCCAUCGCGGCGGGCGACGUGAGCGGUGACGGGGGGCACCGUAACCCGGCAGGCAUUGAGGCAUCGCACGACACCAUCACCAACCAGAACCAGCCCACUGCACACCACAAGCGCGCGCUCCGUCCUACUCCUUCGUCCCUCCUAGUAUAAACUAGCCGCCGAUCUCUCUACUCCAGUGAGAUACUCCAUGUGAUAGAGAAGAGAGAGAACCAAACAAUAAUCCCCUCUCGAGGACGAGGCGAGACCGGCGAGGCGGCGGUUUGGCUCGGCUCCCGCGGCGUCACUCCAAUACAAUAUUGCGCACGAGGAAGAGCACGAGGUGGGCGACGAGCAGGGGUCGCGCAAGACAGGGCGUGAAGGGGUCCUGACACGCGCGACGGCGUAACAGGGAUUGCACUGCACACAUGGGUUCCCGAACAAGUACUUGGAUGGUGGACUUGUGCGGGAGCCCGAUUUGCUCCAAGCAGGCUGCUGCGGCCUCCUGCGCAUGGAAGGAACUAUUCGACUCCUCCACUUGCAUGAACCAUAUUCUGGUGAUUGGCAUUGCAGCACUGAUCGCUGUCGUGGUUGCAAUCCAGCUGCUCGUCAAGAUUCCGAGGAGCAGAGCGCCUGCGCGGCAGCUUUUCGCCCGCAGCUCGCCGCUGCAGCUGGCUGGCGUGGUGUUCAAUGGCUGCUUGGGUCUGGUUUAUCUCGGCCUUGGAUUUUGGAUGUUGGGGAGGAACUUCAGUCAGGAUGCCUCUGUGUACCUGCUGCACUGGUGGUUGGUGGCCUUAUUGCAGGGAUUCAGUUUGAUCCUUAUCAGCAUCGCUUUCAGCAUCAGAGCAAGGUUCCUUGGAGUGACGUCUGUUCGGAUUUGGUCAGUUCUGCUGACCAUAUAUGCUGCAUUUGUUUGCUGCUCCUCGGUUAUUAACAUGGUUGCACAUAAGGCUGUCGCAAUGAAGGGUUGUUUAGAUGUUCUAUUCGUACCAGGGGCACUACUACUCCUUGUCUAUGGAAUUUGGCACAUCAGGGAAGAUGGUAAUGGUAAUGGAGGAACUGGAAGUGCUUUAUAUAAGCCCCUGAACGCAGAGGCUGCUGAUGAUGCAGAUGAUUCAGAGAGUCAUGUCACACCUUUCGCUAAAGCUGGGUUUUUCAGCGUUAUGACGUUUUGGUGGUUAAAUCCUUUAAUGAAGAUGGGUUAUGAGAAGCCCCUUGAGGAGAAAGACAUGCCACUUUUAGGUGCCUCAGAUCGAGCAUAUAACCAGUACUUGAUGUUUCUGGAGAAGCUGAACAAGAAGAAGCAGUUGCAGCCACAUGGCACUCCCUCAGUCUUUUGGACUAUCAUUUCUUGCCACAGAAGUGGGAUCGUAGUCUCAGGUUUGUUUGCAUUGCUUAAGGUGCUCGCAAUAUCCUCAGGUCCAGUGCUUCUGAAAGCAUUCAUCAAUGUUUCACUUGGAAAAGGCUCCUUUAAAUAUGAAGGUUAUGUGUUGGCUGCUACAAUGUUCAUUUGCAAAUGUUGCGAAUCUUUGUCACAACGGCAGUGGUAUUUCCGUACUCGGAGGUUAGGACUCCAAGUGAGAUCAUUCCUAUCAGCUGCUAUCUAUAAGAAACAACAGAAGCUAUCAAACUCAGCGAAAAUGAAGCAUUCUUCUGGAGAGAUCAUGAACUAUGUCACCGUAGACGCCUACCGGAUUGGGGAAUUCCCAUACUGGUUCCAUCAGACAUGGUCAACAAGUGUCCAACUUUGCAUUGCUCUUGUAAUUCUGUAUAAUGCAGUUGGUCUUGCUAUGAUCGCAUCGCUGGUUGUCAUCAUCAUCACUGUACUUUGCAAUGCUCCACUGGCCAAGCUGCAACACAAAUUUCAGAGUAAACUUAUGGAAGCACAAGACGCGAGACUGAAGGCAAUGACAGAGUCCUUAAUUCAUAUGAAGGUCUUGAAACUUUAUGCAUGGGAAGCUCAUUUCAAGAAGGUCAUUGAAGGAUUAAGAGAGGUUGAAUACAAGUGGCUGUCAGCAUUCCAGCUUAGGAGAGCAUACAACAGUUUCCUGUUCUGGUCAUCACCUGUUUUGGUUUCAGCUGCAACAUUCCUGGCAUGCUAUCUGUUGAAAAUUCCUCUUGAUGCUAGCAACGUCUUCACCUUUGUAGCAACUCUCCGCCUGGUUCAAGAUCCAAUUAGGCAGAUACCAGAUGUUAUUGGGGUUGUGAUACAAGCUAAAGUUGCUUUCACUAGGAUAACAAAGUUUCUUGAUGCACCUGAGCUGAAUGGACAAGUUAGGAAGAAAUACUGUGCGGGCACUGAGUUUCCAAUAGUGAUAAACUCCUGCAGUUUCUCGUGGGAUGACAACCCAUCAAAACCAACUCUAAAGAAUCUAAAUUUGGUAGUCAAAGCUGGAGAGAAGGUUGCAAUCUGUGGUGAGGUAGGAUCAGGAAAGUCAACACUUCUGGCUGCAGUUCUCGGAGAGGUCCCGAAAACUGAAGGCACGAUUCAAGUUUGUGGAAAAAUUGCAUAUGUUUCUCAGAACGCCUGGAUCCAAACAGGAACUGUGCAAGACAAUAUUCUCUUUGGAUCUUCAAUGGACAAGCAAAAAUACCAAGAAACGCUUGAGAGGUGCUCUUUAGUAAAGGACCUUGAAAUGUUGCCAUAUGGAGACCGUACUCAAAUUGGGGAGAGAGGGGUAAAUCUUAGUGGUGGCCAGAAGCAACGUGUUCAGCUUGCUCGUGCGUUAUACCAAAAUGCAGACAUCUAUCUUCUUGAUGAUCCUUUCAGUGCUGUUGACGCCCACACAGCAACAAGUCUGUUUAAUGAAUAUGUCAUGGGAGCUCUAUCAGACAAGACUGUUCUUUUGGUGACUCACCAAGUUGAUUUUCUACCUGUGUUUGAUUCCAUUCUGUUAAUGUCAGAUGGUGAAAUUAUUCGAUCUGCAUCUUAUGAAGAUCUUUUAGCAUAUUGUCAAGAAUUUCAGAACCUUGUAAAUGCCCACAAAGAUACUAUUGGUGGCUCAGAUCUUAACAAAGUAACCCCCAACAGAGCAAAGGAAAUAUCAAUCAAGGAGACAAAUGAUUCUCAUGGAAGCAGAUAUAGAGAGACUUUGAAGAAAUCACCAGCAGAUCAACUGAUCAAGACAGAAGAAAGGGACAUUGGUGAUACAGGUCUCAAGCCUUAUAUCAUAUACCUGUGUCAGAGCAAAGGCUACUUAUAUGCCUCUCUUUGUGUUAUUUCCCACUUGGUUUUCAUAGCUGGACAAAUAUCACAGAAUUCAUGGAUGGCAGCUAAUGUCCAGAGUACUGGUAUUAGUACACUGAAGUUGAUUUCUGUUUACAUCGCUAUUGGAGUUUGUACGAUGUUCUUCUUGCUAUCUAGAUCAUUAGCGAUGGUUUCUCUUGGGGUUCAGACAUCAAGAUCCUUAUUUUCACAGUUACUCAACUCAUUAUUCCGUGCACCAAUGUCCUUUUUUGAUUCUACCCCUUUAGGAAGGGUACUUAGUAGGGUUUCUUCAGAUUUGAGUAUUGUUGACCUUGAUGUUCCAUUCGCCUUCAUGUUUAGCAUUAGUGCCAGCUUAAAUGCAUAUAGCAAUCUGGGAGUAUUGGCUGUUGUUACCUGGCAAGUUUUGUUCAUCUCAGUGCCAAUGAUAGUUUUGGCAAUCAGGUUGCAGAGGUACUAUUUAGCGUCAGCUAAGGAAUUGAUGAGGAUCAAUGGCACUACCAAAUCUGCCCUGGCUAAUCACUUGGGCGAAUCGGUUGCAGGGGCUAUAACUAUAAGGGCCUUUGAGGAGGAGGAUCGUUUCUUCCAAAAAAAUUUGGAGCUUGUAGACAAGAAUGCUGGUCCAUACUUCUAUAACUUCGCAGCAACUGAAUGGCUGAUUCAACGUCUGGAGACAAUGAGUGCUGCAGUUCUUUCCUUUUCUGCCUUUGUCAUGGCUCUUCUUCCUCCGGGAACUUUUAGCCCUGGCUUUGUAGGAAUGGCAUUGUCAUAUGGCCUGUCCUUAAAUAUGUCCUUUGUUUUCUCCAUCCAAAAUCAGUGCCAGCUUGCAAAUCAAAUCAUCUCUGUGGAAAGGGUGAACCAGUACAUGGACAUACCAAGUGAAGCGGCAGAGAGUAUUGAAGAAAAUCGGCCAUCACCAGACUGGCCCCAAGCUGGCAGGGUGGAGCUUAGAGAUUUGAAGAUUAGGUAUAGACAAGAUGCUCCUCUUGUACUACAUGGAAUCACUUGCACAUUCGAAGGUGGGGAUAAGAUUGGCAUAGUUGGUCGAACAGGAAGUGGCAAGACAACUUUAAUUGGUGCAUUGUUUCGUCUAGUCGAGCCAGCUGGAGGGAAAAUAAUAAUAGACUCUGUAGACAUCACAAAAAUAGGGUUACAUGAUCUGCGUUCUCGUUUGGGCAUCAUUCCACAAGACCCAACACUUUUUCAUGGUACCAUAAGAUAUAACCUAGAUCCACUUGGGCAGUUCUCAGACCAGCAAAUAUGGGAGGUUCUUGACAAAUGUCAGUUGCUUGAAGCUGUCCAGGAGAAGGAACAGGGAUUGGAUUCACUUGUUGUCGAAGAUGGGUCGAACUGGAGCAUGGGCCAAAGGCAGCUCUUCUGUUUGGGACGCGCACUUUUGAGAAGAUGCCGUAUAUUAGUUCUCGAUGAGGCCACAGCUUCUAUAGACAAUGCAACUGAUGCUAUACUUCAGAAAACAAUCAGGACAGAGUUCAAGGAUUGCACUGUUAUCACGGUCGCACAUCGUAUACCAACCGUUAUGGACUGCUCCAUGGUACUUGCAAUGAGUGACGGGAAAGUAGUGGAGUAUGAAAGACCUAUGAAGCUCAUGGAAACAGAAGGAUCUCUCUUCCGCGAGCUUGUGAAAGAAUACUGGUCAUACACAUCGAAUGGAAAUAUUUAGACGUGCGGGCAACUUGUUUCCAUGGUGGUUGCUGGGUCCUGAACAGAGCUUGUUUUUCCCUGCAAUAGUAAGCUAAUAAAUGCUGAUAGGAGGCACUUGGAAUCUGCAGCCAUGGUUUGGUAUACUUCAAACUUUAAGAUGUAUCUUCGAUUUCUAAUAAAUCACGGUGUAUAUAAAAUUUUUGCAACAAAGUCUUCUCAGCUCCCUCGUGCUCGGUUUUUGUUCGUUCUGUGACUGGAGCCAUAUGCAUGGUAUUUCUAUGGUGGUGGUGGCAAUUCUUUUCUUGUUGAGUAUGCAUCCUUGUUGAGAACCAUCUUGGUUUAAAAAUAAACAACUAUUCCUACGGCA